AUGUCCGGAGAAUACAAAGGAGUAAAAACAAUAAUUAGUAAAUUAAUAGGUCAUGAAGUUAUUUUUGUUCCAUGUUGUGCACAUAGAUCAAAUAAAAUUGUAGAACAUUCUACACAAAAUAGUUUAGAAGUAAAAAAGUUUUUUGAUUUAUGUGAAAACAUAUAUGUUUUUAUAACUGGAAGUACAAAACGUUAUUCAGUUUUACGUGAUAUCUAUUCAACAUCAAUGAAUGAAGAUGCUUUAUCAGUGAAACAGUCAACAGAUACUCGUUGGAGUUCACAUUAUAACAGCAUUAUUGCAAUUUAUGAAUCAUUUACUGAAAUUAUUCAUGUACUUGAUGAAUUAUGUAAUGAUAAUGAUAAAAUGACAAAACUUGAAGCACGUGCUAUUCGUGAAAAACUUGUUUCAUAUGAAUUUUAUUGUAUAUUGUUAUUUAUAAAACAUUUGAUGUCUAUAACAAAUGCAUUAACAACAACAUUACAAGAUGAAAAUUUAGAUAUAUUAUUAGCUAUAGAUACAUUAACAAAAACUAUUUGUUUAUUAAAUAAAAUAAGAAAUGAUGAAGAUACAAUAAAUAAACUUUUAGAACUUGCUAAAGAACGUAUGCUUACACAUUAUGAUGUGGAUGCUGAUGAAGAAUUUGAUAAAAAACAUCGACGUCGUUUUAAACCAUUACGAAUUGAUUCAAAUGCUCAUAAUGAAGCAAUACUGUGCAGAGAAGCAUAUUAUAGAAAAAUAUUUUAUCAAAUCGUUGAUCAAUUGAAUAAUGAAUAUGUUGAUUUAUUAACAACAUUAGAAGAAAAAUUAAAAUAUUUUAUUAGUCUAUGGCCAUCAAAAAUAAAUAAUUUCCGGACAGAAGAUGCUGAACAAAUUAAAACUAUUGUUCCUGGUAUUGAUAGUAGUGAUUUAUUAUAUUAUGAUGUUCAAUUAUUAAAAGAAAACUUACACGAAUGUUCAUCAAUUAAAGAUAUUAUGACUUUGUUUUCGAAAAAUAAUUACAAAUCCUUAUAUCCACGUUUGUAUCGUGUUUAUACAUUUAUAUUGUCAUUGCCUGUAACUGUUGCAUCGAAUGAAAGAAUGUUUAGUCGUUUAAAAUUAAUAAAAAAUUAUUUAAGAUCAAAAAUGUUUGAUGAUCGAUUAAUGAAUUUAAUAUUAUGUUCAUCAGAAAAAGAUAUAUUAGAUUCCUUGAAUUUGGAUGAAUUAGUUACAGUAUGGGGAACAAAAACAAGAAGACAUCUCCCAACUCAAUGA
This is a messenger RNA of Rotaria sp. Silwood2, 1251 nucleotides long. The record is from the annotation of a GenBank genome assembly. Lineage: Eukaryota; Metazoa; Rotifera; Eurotatoria; Philodinida; Philodinidae.